Messenger RNA from Marchantia polymorpha subsp. ruderalis, 1132 nucleotides. The record is from the annotation of a GenBank genome assembly. Lineage: Eukaryota; Viridiplantae; Streptophyta; Marchantiopsida; Marchantiales; Marchantiaceae.
GAAACACGCCCAGAGUCCACGUCCCAUUAGUUCUGUCCAUGCUGUGGCUGUGAAUUCGGAGUUCGAGAAGUCGCUAGUUUCAGAAAAAGAGGGUGAGUGAUCAGCUACUCAAGAUAUCGCUUCUAGGAGUCUGUCAAUAGAUGGCCUUUGUCCAGGCGAAUGCGGAUGAUCCCGAGCGCUCAAAAGUGGUUCUAGCGUCAAGGAGAUCGAAAAGAGUGAUCCAUGCUCACAACUGCAACACAUGCUUGCUUAUAUAAGGUCGUACACGUGAGGAGUUGCGGAUCUUUUUAUCUUUUCAAUUUCAAGAUCUGGAUCCCGCAGCCACGUCCAUGGCCCACAGCGUCAUUGCAGGCGCUCGAUGGCCGGUCCCCGGUCCGAAGGAAGUCGCAGAAUAGGCCAAAGAGACCGGAUCUCUUAGAAAGACCUCCAGAACUUCGGCAAUGUUGCGCUGCCUGAAGUGUAGGAGAUCGUGAAGGAAUCCCAUCAUAGCCUCAGCCUUUGCUCUUUGCUCUUGGUUAGCGUCGCGUCUGAUUCUGCGAUAUGGCGUGAGUGAGAAGGGUCAAAGCAGCCUGUGAAGCCAUUUCGUCGAGUUUGCGAUUAUUACUAGGGCUCCGAUCUGGUGGGGUUCGGGUCGGGGUUGACCUUCAACCCGAACCAGACACGAAAAACCGGGUAGGAUUCGGGUUCUACCCAAACUGUCAAUUUUUCGAGGAGUGAGGACAAAUAGAAUAGGUAGCGCAGCGCGGCCAGCUAGACGCAGAAGCGAGCGAGGAAGAGGCGGGACGAGGAGCAGAGUUUCGCGAAACGGAGUGGAACCCAAUGCAGACGAAGACGGACCAGCUGGGCUUGCAGCCGAGCUCUUAUCUCACAUUGCUUUACUCAAUUCAGCAUAAUCACUUCGGAUAUCUCCCGUUGGUGUCAUCAGCAACCUUCAACUAUUUACAGAACGAUACGCUACCUCCACUUGAAAAAGAUUCGCGACGAUGGAUUCAGGGUCUCUUCACUUCGGCGAAUCACCCGAUCGCAGCCUCUAACCUAUGUUGGAAUCACUGAUUUGUGAUAAGUCAGAUUGUUUUGAUCAGUAAGAAGUCUUGUACAUAUAGUGUAUUAGUCUAGAACGUAAUCUAUAACG